Molecule: messenger RNA, 690 nt
Organism: Eriocheir sinensis (Chinese mitten crab)
Lineage: Eukaryota; Metazoa; Arthropoda; Malacostraca; Decapoda; Varunidae
Product: cuticle protein 18.6-like
Exons: 1
Cellular component (GO): extracellular matrix
Source: RefSeq, a predicted model, not a curated record
GUUCCUACCUCACCCCCUUCUUCCCUCCCGCCGCAGGCCCACCCGCAGUACAACAGCCAGUACGCCGUGAAGGACGACUACGCCGGCCUUAACUUCGGCGCCCAGGAGGCCCGCGACGGCUACGACACCCAGGGCUCCUACAGCGUGCUGCUGCCCGACGGCCGCCUCCAGACCGUCACCUACUACGUGAACGGCGACUCCGGCUACGUGGCCGAGGUCACCUACGAGGGCGAGGCGCAGUACCCCGCGCAGGGAUACGGACACCAGCCUUCCUACGGCCACGCCCCCGCCCCAUCCUACUCCCCAAGACCUUCCUACGGCCACAACUGAAACCCAUCCCAGCCUACAGGUCGCCCCGCCCCAAACUGAAAUACUCAUCCCCACCAUGGCGGCCACUGGAAUACCAGGGCGCAGCAACACCCUCCCCCCUCUCAUCCUUCCUUAUUUCGCCCAUUACCCCACCCCCACCCCCACCCCUGCUCCUCCUCCCCCACCCCCUUCACGCUGCUUCAUCUUGAUGGAUAUUUAUUCUUCUGUAAUUAAUAAACGAGCUGAGUGAAAGUCACUGGGUUAGCUUCCUUCUUAAUCACCAGAUGAAAUCAGAUAACUUUCAGAGUUCGAGGAGUGAGGAAACACCAUUAGAAUUAUAUUACCUCUUGAGUGACCCCAAAAAAUUUUUCUCUCUAUUAA